AUGGCUCCUACAGCGAGCACCAACGGAUAUCGGGGCAUGUAUUUGCCCGCCGAUGGCAGCACUGAUCCAGAGCUCGCCCGGCAUGAAGUGCGCCCAGAAGUCAAUAAUCCAUCCCCGGACGACGUGAAAAUCCUUGAACAACUCUACGGGACUCGCAAGAAGAUGCGCAUUGCUGUACUCGGCGCUGGAGUGUCGGGCUUGAACUUCUUCAAGUUUGCUGAGGACAAGUUGAAGAAUGUCGAAAUCAUCUGCUACGAAAAGAAUGCCGACAUUGGAGGAACCUGGUACGAAAAUCGCUAUCCAGGUUGUGCCUGUGAUAUACCCAGUGUAGUAUACCAAUUCCCCUGGCGCCCUGCACCUUGGUCGAAGUACUAUUCUUACUCUCCCGAGAUUUGGGAAUACCUCAAGAAAGUUGAGGAGGAGAACCACUUUCUGGAAAAAUACGUCAAGCUUCGACAUCGCAUUAUUUCGCUGUCUUGGGACGAUGAGAUUGCUCAGUGGGCUAUCCGCGUCCAGGACCUUGAGACCGGUCGAGAAUUUGAAGAUCAUGCAGAUGUUGUUCUUGACGGUGGUGGAAUCCUCAACAAUUGGAAAUGGCCUGACAUCCCAGGUCUCCAUGAUUUUAAGGGAACUCUCCUUCAUUCCGCUCAGUGGAGCCAGGACACGGAUCUCGCCGGCAAAAGAGUUGCCCUUCUAGGUGCCGGAAGCAGUGCGGUCCAGAUAUUGCCCAAUAUCUACGAGCAAGUCGAUAAGGUAUAUACAUGGAUUCGAUCCAAGAUCUGGAUCACCGCCGGGUUCGCCCAGAACUUUGCCGGGAAAGACGGGGCCAAUUUCAUCUACAAUGAAGAACAACGCAAGCUCUUUGAGGAUCCCGACGAGUUUUUGGCCUACUGUAAGCUGAUUGAAGGAGAGCUUAAUCAGAGAUUCAGCUUCAUCAUCAAUGGAUCUCCAUCCCAGAAGGCGGCGCGCGAGUUUUCCGAGAGCGAGAUGAGGGCUCACUUGAAAGACCGACCAGACCUCCUGGAGAAAAUCAUGCCUACAGAUUUCUAUGUUGGCUGCCGCCGGCCCACUCCCGGCAAUGGAUAUCUCCAGACCCUGACUGGAGAAAAGACACAGGCCUACACUUCACAGCUUGAGCGCGUCACGGAGAAGGGAUUCAUCGAUCCGGACGGCAAUGAACAGGAAGUGGACGUCAUCAUAUGUGCGACCGGUUUCGACACCUCGUACAAACCACGAUUCCCUCUAAUUGUCAACGGUUCGGACAAACGGGAUGGAUGGAGAGACCAUCCUCACGUACCAUCCUACCUCAGCGUUGCACUGGCGGGGGUACCCAACUACUUCGUGAACGGAAGCGCCUAUUGUCCCUCGGCACAUGGAUCCUUCUUCCCGCUCGUCCAAGGGUAUUGCAACUACACGAUUCAGGUAAUCGAACGGAUGCAGACCGAGAACAUCCGCUCGCUGAGACCCAAGGAAAAGGUGGUGGAACAGUUCAUACGACACGCCGACUCGUUUCUGAAAAGGACGGCAUGGACCGGCCCAUGUUCAAGCUGGUUUAAAGGCGGCAAGGUCGACGGCAAACCGGCCAUAUGGCCAGGAUCUCGACUGCACUUUCUCCGAAGCCUGGAACGACCACGGUUUGAAGACUUUGAAAUAGACUACGAUGAUCCAGACGACAUGUUCAGCUUCUUCGGCAACGGCUUCCAUGUCUGCGAGAGAGAUGGCAGUGACAUUACGUGGUAUCUGGGCCAGCCAAAGAAGGAAGUGGAUAUCGAGAAGGUCAAACGAGUAAUGGAUGGAUUGAACGGGAUCGAGCUGAGGAGACCGUGGGAGUAG
Messenger RNA from Capronia epimyces CBS 606.96, 1833 nucleotides. RefSeq lists its product as uncharacterized. Bases 1 to 1833 code for a protein of 610 amino acids. The transcript has 2 exons. Gene Ontology annotation, molecular function: N,N-dimethylaniline monooxygenase activity; flavin adenine dinucleotide binding; NADP binding. Lineage: Eukaryota; Fungi; Ascomycota; Eurotiomycetes; Chaetothyriales; Herpotrichiellaceae. The record is from RefSeq and is a predicted model, not a curated record.